This is a messenger RNA of Lytechinus variegatus (green sea urchin), 2191 nucleotides long. RefSeq names its product proton-coupled folate transporter-like. Gene Ontology annotation, biological process: transmembrane transport. The record is from RefSeq and is a predicted model, not a curated record. Lineage: Eukaryota; Metazoa; Echinodermata; Echinoidea; Temnopleuroida; Toxopneustidae. Gene Ontology annotation, molecular function: transmembrane transporter activity. The transcript has 8 exons. Gene Ontology annotation, cellular component: membrane. The coding region runs from base 138 to 1628 and encodes 496 amino acids.
UCUAUAGUUUCAGCUUAUUCGCUGUGGUGUUGAUUAUCGUCUCCGUACAGACCAGAAUUAUUUUGAAUUUAGAUAUAAAAUAUCCUAUCCUGUUUGUGAAAUUAUUGAUCCAGUCUGGUGGGUAUAAAGCUAGCAACAUGAAUUGGCUGCAAAAGAACCUGACUGUUGAGCCAGUCUUAUUUUUCUACAUGCUUGGAUCCUUCCUGCAGUACCUUGCCUUGCAACAGCUCCUCCUGGAGAAGGUGUGCUUUCAAGAAGUCAAUGACACUGUCAUUUGUGCCAACUUAUCAGCAUACAAAGAUGAAGAGGAAACUGUUCAAAAAAGGACUUCAUACUGGCUGAUAGUGCUGAACUUGGCUCUGACUGUGCCAUCAGUGAUAUCUACUCUAGUACUUGGGGCCUGGACGGACAGAGUUGGAAGAAGAGUAGCCAUGGUGUUGCCUUCUUUAGGAGCAGUUAUAAAUGGUGUAUGCUUGAUUUUCAGUGCCAUCUAUCUGGAGCUUUCAGUAGGAAUCAUGAUCUUAGGGUCAGUGAUAAUGGGUGUACUUGGAGCAUAUGGAACAAUACUAGCAGCAGUGUUUAGUUACCUAGGCGAUAUCACCAAAGAAAGGACACGCACAAGAAGGUUUGGAUUUCUUGAGGCGAUGACAUUUACAGGAAGCUUUGUGGGGUUGCUGACAUGUGGUAUAGUCAUUGACAACCUUGGCUAUGUGGCAGUGUUCAUCUACUACAUCUGUUGUAAUACUGUUGUUGUCCUCUAUGCCUUGUUAUGGUUAAGAGAAUCUAGCAGUUAUGCUGCAAGUCAAGGUUCAUAUACCACCAAACCAACCAAUGAUGCACUCCAGUCAGGGGAAACAGACCCUGGUGGAACUAAUGAAGUUUUUCCCAAGCUCGAUGAGGAAAGGGGAUGGUCCUGCAAAAUAUCAUGUCGACAAUUAUGUCAGUUACAAAGUUUAGGGAAAUCAUUUAUAACUGUGGGUAGAGAGAGACCCAAUAAACAAAGAGUACAACUCAUUCUACUACUGAUCUGCCUCUUUACUUUCCAGCUUGUUGGUACAGGUGAAAAUGAUACUACAGUCCUGUACCUUAAGAAAGCUCCGCUAUCAUUUACAUCUUCCCAAAUCUCAUACUACUCUGGUUCUAAGAGUGGUCUUCAGAGCUUGAUGUUGUUUACAUUGAUGCCUCUUCUUCAUCUAUGUGGUGUCCAUGAUUGCUUUAUAGCAUUAGGUGGUCUAUGCUUCAGAAUGAGUGGUUAUGUAGUCUUUGGUUUAGCAAGGACACUAUGGCAAGUAUUCACAGUUCCAUUUCUGUUAUCGCCAGCUGGUUUACCUGCUGCUACUACUCGUGCUAUGAUGUCAAAGAUAGUAGUCUCAUCUGAACAAGGAAGCUUGUUUGCCCUGACUGCAUCCCUUGAAAUGAUCACAGGUCUGCUAGCAUCACUUAUAUUUAAUGCUCUAUACCCGGCUACUAUAGACAUUAUUGGAGGUGGAUUGGUCUUUAUUCUCAUGGCAGCUAUUCUUAUACUUCCAGCGUUGCUUCUUUUAGUGAUAUGGCGCAUUCAAAAGCUGACUAUAACGUAUGUUGAAUACAAUGAAGGUAACGCUACCAACAUCUAUGGAGAUACAUAAUGCAACCCUUAUUAUCAAACUCAUAAUACAGAAUAAUUUCUUGUGGAUGACCCAGUAGACAUCCAACCAGGACAGCUUAGACUCAGUGAAACAUACUGUUAACAGUCAGAGAGAAGUGCUUGUUGAUAUCACCAAAGACCUCUAAUUGGAGGGUCUACCCAGUACUGGUAGCCAUUGGAUGAAGAUUCUCUGAGUGAGAAGAAUUACAUGAAAAAUGAACGUUCUGAAGUUUGGACCGGCAGAGAUCGCCAGGGUGUUUACUGAUCUCCAUUUUAAUAUUCUGUUUUGAGGAAGGGAUGUGGGCAGUAGAUUCUAUCCCUCCAUUUGACAUAGGAAUCACACUGCCAGGGAAUACAUUUAUGUUGCAUUCAAUUUUCUUGUUCUCUUUGUUUUAAAGAUGAAUACCAAAGAAUAAUGGAAUUUUACUGAUGUACAACUUUUAGAAAGGGUUUCUUUCACAUGUGUUUUCUAUCAUAAAUGUUUUAAACUACACUUAGUAUACAUUGUUUGUCAUAUGGUUAAACAUUUAUGAAGGAGAAAGGAAGAGUUGGCUAUGUCAGUUU